CACGCCGCAUAGUUGCACGUGGCGUGACUAAAGUGGAAUAAGGAGUUCGUUUUGGAAAGUUCAUGACGUCUUUCCCCGUUGAAGAACCAACGAGGGACGCUGAUUAUCUCGGUCUUCCCUGCUGCUAUAGGAAUCAUGGAGAUUACGGAGACAGAUGUCAGUGUGCGCAGGCGGGAGCACAGGCGGCUGCUCUGCAGCCUGAAGCGGACGGCAGAGGGGCUGCUGAGCUCGGACCCCUAUGGCUGGGGCCGGCGAGGCCUGCAGCGCCUGCACACGGACAUGCACCGCAUCCUGAGCCACCGGCUGGAGCCCCAACACGUGAGCUGCAGACAGACAAAUUACUGGCGCUUUGUCUGGUGUGUGCGUUACAUUUGUCCCCACCUGGCCUUUCAUGUUGAACAGUUUGGUGAGCUUGAGCUGGCAAGCUCAGGCACCUGGCUCUGUGGAAAGGGGCACAGGGUGGAGCUCUGUGGAGAGGGGCCCACGGCGCAGCUCUGUGGAGAGGGGCCCACGGCGCAGCUCUGUGGAGAGGGGCCCACGGCGCAGCUCUGUGGAGAGGGGCACAAGGCCCACCUCUGGCUGCUCCAUAGUCUGCAGGAACGCUGCCUGUCUGUGCAGCUACGACCACUGCUCAAGCACCAGUCUCACACACGCAAGUAUUACAGAGCCGGAGCGUUUGUUCUCAGUGAGCUCCAGGUGAGCCUCAUGCUGCAGUGUCUGGAGGCUGUGGAGCAGAACGAUUGGCAGCUGCUCUCUCUCGUGGACCCGCUGCGGCUGCCUGACCUGCAGAAGAGCCGCAGCCUGUGUGUGUUUCCUGGACCCCCCCACCUCACCUCCGCUGAGCCCCCCCUGUUCACCUCCACCUCGGACUUGGCAGCCUCUUUCUCAGAGGAGCCACCUGGUGUUCCCUGGGAGUGUGGGGCAAACUCGGCCAUACCCCAGAUCUGGCUGACGGAGCCCAGGUCCCCUGUGCAGGACCCCGGGCCUCCAGCUGCCCCUGCUGAUGGAGCUCAGGACCCCGGGCCCCAGUACCUGGCUGUCCACAGCUCAAGGCGCCGGCGCCCAAACUCCUACUCUGAGGGCCAGAGCCGCAGGGGCCACACCCACUUACCAAGCCACAUCCGCUCAGUGUCCGACACCACCGUCACACUGACACACAGCAACGAGUCAGGUGCAGAGGUGUGUGCUGCGAAAGGAGGAGCCUUUUCCUCCCUCGGCGAUGUCAGCACCUGCUCCAUGAGCUCAGAAGGCUCUCAGUGCAGCAGUGUGUCAGAGGGGAUGCUCUAUCGGCCACUGGAAGGACAGAGUCUCCUGAGCUUCCUGACAGAGCGAGACUUCAGCCACUGCAAGGAGAAUGCUCACUUCAUCAUAUCGGAAUCUCUGAUCGCCGCCAUGGAGCUUCUGAAGUGGAGGUUGAGGGAGGACGAUGAAGAUGAAGAUGAGGAAGAGGAAAGUCCCUGCAGUGGGUGUUCUGGAGAGACCUCCCAGGAUUCCUUGCUGUUGGACCCAGGUCUAGCUGAGGAGGUGGAGCCUUGUGGGCAGACAGGUUCAGACUUCAAACACAGUGUGACAUGCUUCAGCAGCAAGUCCUCCCUCAGCUCUGAGUCUAUCUCCUCCUCUCUGCAGAUGAACUCUGCGGAGUUUGUUGCGUUGGGGCUCCUGCAGCAGUUUGAGGGGCUGCACCUGCCUGCUGCGUCUGAUCUGGACUGGCUGCUCCCCCCACACCAUGCUUCCCAGAAGGGACGUCAGGUGGCUGCGCAGCAGACUCAGGUCCUGGCAGAUCAGCUGCAGCUCCGGGAUGGCGGAGGAGAGAGGGGCAGCCGGAGCAGAGGCUGCUGGGACUGGAGCAGGGACUCCCGUGGUCACAGAGGACAUGGCUAAGGGGAGAGGAACUUUUCAGCAAGCGUUCCACCGGAAUACCAGUCCAGAACAUUGUAGCUGUUUAUUAUAUAUCAUUCUCAUACUGUUGUGCAGGGCAGCAUGGUUGGUGCAGUAGGUAGCACUGCCGCCUCACAGCAAGGAGGUCCUGGGUUUGAAUCCCGGUCGCCCGGGGCCUCUCUGUGUGGAGUUUGCAUGUUCUCCCUGUGUUUGUGUGGGUUUCCUCCGGGUACUUUGGUUUCUUCCCACAGUCCAAAGACAUGCAAGUUAGGCUGACUGGAGAGUCUAAAUUGGCGAUAGGUAUGAGUGUGUGUGCCCUGCGAUGGACUGGCGACCUGUCCAGGGUGUAUUCCUGCCUGCCCUGCGACCCUGUUCAGGAUAAGUGGGUUAAGAUAAUGGAUGGAUGGAUGAUGUUCUGCUGUAUAAAAACAGUUUUUACCUAUAAAUAUAAUCCAUUAAUCAGAUUAGUUCGUAUCUUUGUUGUACUGUCAGCACUUCUUGAAAUUGUACUUGUCCCUGCUUGCACUUUGCACUUUGUUGUACGUCGCUCUGGAUAAGAGCGUCUGCCGAAUGCCAGUAAUGUAAUGUAAUGUAAUCAGAACAGGCUAGCCAAUAAGCUUUGGUGCCCUUUAUCCUUCUCAUAAAUGUUACAUUAAUAAGUUUAUCACGUCUGUGCUGUUAAAUGCCGCCAUUGUAAUUUGAUAGUUGGGUGAAGCGAUAUGAUUUUGGUCAAUCACUGUUGACAGCUGAAGUGUUGCUAUGCAGCUGUUCAUAAACAUCUUGGACCCAAA
Messenger RNA from Conger conger (European conger), 2669 nucleotides. RefSeq names its product run domain Beclin-1-interacting and cysteine-rich domain-containing protein-like. Lineage: Eukaryota; Metazoa; Chordata; Actinopteri; Anguilliformes; Congridae. Gene Ontology annotation, molecular function: phosphatidylinositol phosphate binding. The transcript is spliced from 14 exons. The coding region runs from base 136 to 1881 and encodes 581 amino acids. Gene Ontology annotation, biological process: negative regulation of autophagosome maturation; negative regulation of endocytosis. Gene Ontology annotation, cellular component: late endosome; early endosome. The record is from RefSeq and is a predicted model, not a curated record.